This is a messenger RNA of Limanda limanda (common dab), 1735 nucleotides long. Its product is annotated as oocyte zinc finger protein XlCOF19-like. Gene Ontology annotation, molecular function: RNA polymerase II cis-regulatory region sequence-specific DNA binding; DNA-binding transcription factor activity, RNA polymerase II-specific. NCBI's taxonomy places the organism in Eukaryota, Metazoa, Chordata, Actinopteri, Pleuronectiformes, Pleuronectidae. Gene Ontology annotation, biological process: regulation of transcription by RNA polymerase II. The transcript has a single exon. The record is from RefSeq and is a predicted model, not a curated record. Bases 165 to 950 code for a protein of 261 amino acids.
AACUUAAAUUGUCAAAGCUUCAUCCGAGUGAGACGAAUGAGAACAGAGCGGACUGUGGAGGACCAGAACCAGCCAGGAACUCAGGUCCUGAUGGACAUUCACAACCAGGUCCUGAGGACAAGACUGAAGACUCUUCUGAGACUGAAGUCAGUGAGGAUGAUUGGAUGGAGACCAGGGAAACUCAGACUGGUUUAAAUACAAGAAAUAACAAACAGCCUCUAAAUGAUAUGGGAUGUAAGACAGAAAAAAAACCGUUUAGUUGCUCUGAGUGUGAUAAAAGAUUUAAACAUAGGGGCCAUCUAAAUAGACAUAUGAGGAUUCAUACAGGAGAGAAACCGUUCAGUUGCUCUGAGUGUGGUAAAAGAUUUAACCAUAGGGGCCAUCUAGUUAGACAUAUGAGGAUUCAUACAGGAGAGAAACCGUUCAGUUGCUCUGAGUGUGGUAAAAAAUUUAUCGAAAGGGGCGAUAUAAAUACACAUAUGAAUAUUCAUACUGGAGAGAAACCGUUUAGUUGCUCUGUGUGUAGUAAAAGAUUUAACCACAGGUCAAAUCUAAACAAACAUAUGAGGAUUCAUACAAGAGAAAAACUGUUAACUUGCCCGGAGUGUGGUAUAAGAUGUAUCAAAAGGUCAGAUCUAAAUAAACAUAUGAGGAUUCAUACAGGAGAGAGACGGUUUAGUUGCUCUAAGUGUGGUAAAAAAUUUGACCAAAGCGGCGAUCUAAAUAGACACAUGAGGAUUCAUACAGGAGAGAAACCGUUUAGUUGCUCUGAGUGUGGUAAAAGAUUUAACGACAGGUCAAACCUAAAUAAACAUAUGAUGAUUCAUACAGGAGAGAAACCGUUUAGUUGCUCUGAGUGUGGUAAAAGAUUUAGCGACAGGUCAAAUCUAAAUAAACAUAUGAGGAGUCAUACAGGAGAGAAACCGCCUAGUUCCUCUGAGUGUGGUUAAAGAGUUAAAGGAGACAUAUUAUGCCCAUUUUACCGCAGUUGAUAUGGUUCAUAGGGGUCUUAAUGAAAUGUCUGUAACAUAUUUUGGUCAAAAUACCACAAGUAUCCUUUAAACCAGCACCACUUUUACCCUGUCUAAAACAGCCCUCCUCAGAUUGACCUGUUUUGAGUGGCCCACCCCCCUCUCACCCCUCCUCCCUCCUUCACGAGAUACAAGCGUCCAGAUUUUUCCGCAGGGGAUGGGCCUGCGAGCUGGCCGGCGGAUCCGCGAGCUGACAGGGCCGGUGGAGCCGAGCCGUGUAGCGUGACUAUGAGAUGUGUUCUGAUCUUAAUCCCAUUCGACGCCAUCUUGCGUAUGUCUUUGACAUAGAGGAACCACAACAAAUUGCGGGAGUGUUUUUUUUCCAGAGUUUUUGAGACGGUAGACAUGCUAGAGACCCAAAUUAGCGUGGAGAAGCACUACAAAAGUGGAAUUUUCAUAAUAUGUCCCCUUUAAGAUUCAGUCCUAUUGUACGAGACAUGUGAGGUUUAAUAAAGGAGGGAAGUGAUUCAGUUGCAACUUUUGCAACAAAAGAUUUAUUAGGAUAUAUCAGCAGAUAUUCAUAUUUUACAUAUUUAUAGUUCACUGUUUUAAGUAGACUAUUAACAGUUUUAUGUCCCUAGAAAAUAUAACUCAUUGAAUAACACGAAAAAUGUGUGUUUAAAUAUCUUGCUUCUACUGAUUUAUAGAUAAUUUAUCUAUUUUUCAUAAAGUCCUUCAUGUUAUUUUAAGGUUAAAGAAGUGUU